AUGAAAGCUGUCGUUAUUUUCUCAUUGUUUAUUGCUGCCACUAUGGCCAACUAUGGAGGUCAUUCAUACGGAGAAAAUCCUCAUGAAGGAAGAUAUCAUGGAAGACGUCACUACUUCAAUAAUUUCGUCCUUGCAAGGCAUGAAAAGUCUUUUCUUCAUCGUAUUCACUUAGAAUGUCAAGAGGAGAGUUCAUGUGAAUUGGAAUAUAUACAAGAUCCAUUCCAGAACGAGGAUUAUGAACCUUUGGGAGAUUAUAUGUUGUGCCUGGCCAAGAAAUACGGAUUCAUGGGUAGACACGGACAAUUGAAGUUCGAGAACUUGAGAUAUAAGCUUGGAAUGAUCUGCGGUGAAGAAGAUCCUGAGUUUUACAUCAACACUUGCGCCGUCCCUGCUGACUAUCCCGUCAGCACGGCCUUUGGUCUAUGGAAAUGUCUAGAUAAUCAUGGUUUUCAUUUUCUGAAGGAAUGCUUAUAG
This is a messenger RNA of Diabrotica balteata, 474 nucleotides long. Lineage: Eukaryota; Metazoa; Arthropoda; Insecta; Coleoptera; Chrysomelidae. The record is from the annotation of a GenBank genome assembly.